GGUUGUCGUGGAGCGUAGUACUCGCGGCAGCCGUGAAUGGGAGGGGACGUUUCUUCGCCGUGAGGCGGCUUUAUUUUGAUUUUUUUUGUUUCCUUCCCCAACCCGUGAUAAAUUUAUCUCCGCUCCCUUCUGGAUACAAACGUGUUCGUUUAUAAUAAUCGCGUAGCAAGAAAGCUUUGGAGUUGUGGAGCAUGGAGGAAGGGUCCGGCGAAGGUGACAUGUUUACAGUUGAGCACGAGCUGAAGAACGCUAAUUUAACAGGCCAUGCAGAAAAAGUUGGGAUUGAAAACUUUGAACUAUUAAAGGUCCUUGGAACUGGAGCUUAUGGAAAAGUAUUUCUAGUGCGAAAAAUCAGCGGCCAUGACACCGGACAGCUCUUUGCCAUGAAGGUUCUGAAAAAGGCAACAAUAGUUCAAAAAGCAAAGACGGCAGAACACACCAGGACAGAGCGUCAAGUGUUGGAACAUAUUCGGCAGUCACCUUUCCUUGUCACAUUACACUAUGCGUUCCAGACAGAUACAAAACUUCAUCUAAUUUUAGACUAUGUGAAUGGAGGGGAAUUAUUCACUCACUUGUCACAGAGAGAGCGCUUCACGGAGAAUGCAGUGAGAAUAUACAGUGGGGAGAUAGUGCUGGCAUUGGAACAUCUGCACAAGCUUGGAAUUAUUUAUCGAGAUAUUAAAUUGGAGAACAUUCUUCUUGACAGUAAUGGUCAUGUGGUUCUGACAGAUUUUGGACUUAGUAAAGAGUUUCUCAUAGAUGAAAAUGAACGAGCAUAUUCCUUUUGUGGAACAAUAGAAUAUAUGGCUCCAGAAAUUGUACAAGGAGGCGAUGCAGGACAUGAUAAGGCUGUAGAUUGGUGGAGCCUUGGCGUUCUGAUGUACGAGCUAAAAACUGGAGCAUCGCCUUUCACUGUUGACGGGGAAAGAAAUUCACAAACCGAGAUUUCAAAGAGAAUUCUAAAAAGUGACCCUCCAUAUCCGCCAGAAAUCGGCCCUUUAGCUAAAGACAUAAUGAAGAAACUCCUCAUGAAAGACCCCAAGAAAAGGUUGGGUUCUGGUCCUGGAGGUGCUGACGAAAUUAAAUCUCACCUCUUCUUCCAGAAAAUAAACUGGGAUGAGUUAGCUGCCAAAAACAUCGAAGCCCCGUUUAAGCCGGUCAUCAGGGACGAGUUGGACGUCAGCAACUUUGCUGAGGAAUUCACGGAGAUGGACCCCACGUACUCACCCGCAGCAUUGCCGCAGAACUCCGACAGGAUCUUUCAGGGCUAUUCUUUCAUUGCCCCAUCCAUUCUCUUCAAACGUAAUGCUGUGAUGACUGAUCCCAUUCAACUUCACCUAGGAGCGGAUCGUCCUGGUAGUACGGCCAUUGCUCGAAGUGCUAUGAUGAAGGAUUCACCAUUUUAUCAACACUAUGACCUUGAUUUAAAAGAUAGUCCACUUGGAGAAGGAAGUUUCUCCAUCUGCAGAAGGUGUCGUAAUAAGAAAACUGGGCAGGAGUUUGCAGUGAAAAUUGUCAGCAAAAGAAUGGAAGCGAACACUAAAAGGGAGAUAGCAGCUCUGAAACUCUGUGAAGGACACCCGAACAUUGUAAAGCUGCACGAUGUUUAUCACGAUCAGCUGCACACGUUUUUGGUGAUGGAGUUGCUUAAAGGGGGAGAACUGCUGGAGCGAAUCCGGAAGAAAAAGCACUUCAGUGAAACGGAAGCCAGUUGCAUUAUGCGCAAGCUGGUCUCUGCCGUCAGCCACAUGCACGAUGUGGGAGUUGUGCACAGGGAUUUGAAGCCUGAGAACUUGCUGUACGCUGACGAAACCAACAGCACGGAAAUAAAAGUCAUAGAUUUUGGUUUUGCACGACUGAAGCCCCCCGACAACCAGCCGCUGAAGACGCCGUGCUUCACGCUCCAUUACGCGGCGCCCGAACUCCUGAAGGAUGACGGCUACGACGAAUCGUGCGAUCUGUGGAGCUUGGGCGUCAUCUUGUACACCAUGCUAUCCGGCAGGGUUCCAUUCCAAUGUGAAGAACAGACCUUGACUUCCACAAGUGCGGAAGAGAUCAUGCGAAAGAUCAAACAAGGAGACUUCUCAUUCGAGGGGGAAGCCUGGAGGAGCGUCUCACAAGAGGGCAAGGAGCUGAUACAAGGGCUUCUAACUGUCGACCCGAACAAACGGAUUAAGAUGUCGAGCCUACGUUUCAACGAAUGGCUUCAGGACGGCAGCCAGUUGUCACUCAACCCAUUGAUGACCCCAGACAUCCUUGGUUCUUCAGGACUUUCUGUCCACACCUAUGUCAAAGCAACCUUUCACGCCUUCAACCAGUGCAAGAGGGAGGGCUUUUGUCUGCAGAACGUGGACAAGGCGCCGCUGGCUAAAAGGCGCAAGAUGAAGAAUAGCACCAGCACGGAGACCCGGAGCAGCUCCAGUGAGAGCUCGCACUCCUCCUCUUCCCAGUCCCACGACAAGACCACCCCCACCAAGAUGCUGCAACCCAGCAACCCUGCGGACAACAGAAACCCCGACAGCAUCUUCCAGUUCUCCGACUGAGCUACAACAGGCAGGCCCUUAUUCCCAACUUUAAAAAUAAACCCACCUUUACUUUUUUUUUAAAUCACCCCUUUGAGGACCACAAAUAUCAUUGUUUUCAGCCUUCAUCCUUCCAAAGUACUUUAUUUAUUCCAAAGCACAUGUGUGUAGGUACAGUAUAUAUAGAUGUAUGAAGUAGUUCUGCAUUCCCCAGCAAAAUCGAUCGACCAAUUUUCUCUCAGAGCGAGUGCAAGAUCCAAAUUUAAUCCAGUCCAGUGAGGAGUUUCAGAAGAAACUUCUUCACCCAAAGAGUGUCAGGAAUGGUGAACACGCUACCUCGCGGAGUUGCCGAAACAAAUCGAGCUGAAGCGAUUGAGGACGGAAUGCCCACGCACACGAGGAGGAGGCCGAGGGAGAACACACUAGUAACGUGGACCACUCGGCCCGACGGCCCGUUCCUGAACUGCACCUUCUAUGUAAUAUUGUGUACAUUGGAAAACGGAACUGAUUUUUAAACAAGUCAAAAAAAUAUACAUGUACUGCAUCAAAACAAAACUCUGCAGCCUGGCACUCUAAAGGGCUUUUAGUUAUUUUUGUGCAUUUUUUUAAGUGUGAAAGAAUGCAAAUAUCUAUCAGGUGCAUUUUAUCAAGGAACAUAUUUCCGUUGCGCAAGCCCAAAAGAAUUCAAGGUAAGACGAAAGCACUGUGUUCAUAGGCUUACCUUUAUCUGAAAGACUGCCCCGAUGAUAAGAUGACGGAUCUAUUGUGUACUUAACUUAUGCAACAGAAACGGGGCGCAUAGCUCAGAUUUCUCGUAUGAAUUGCCGGACCUCUUAUCCAUCCUUCACCACCCCUGAACUAUGACCCCACAGAUGAGCACCAGCCUAUCAUCUCGCAGAGUUCCUGCACUUAUCCAUCUUUUGGCUUAUCCAUCAGUCGACCCGAAAACGUCGCCUAUUUCCUUCGCACCAUAAAUGCUGCCUCACCCGCUGAGUUUCUCCAGCAUUUUUGUCUACCUUUGAUUUUUUCCAGCAUCUGCAGUUCUUACUUAUCCACCUUUUUGGCUUCGGUUCUUUUUGUCAGACACUUUUGUGUUCCUGCUCCGUACAGUGGGAUGUCGGAGUCACUCACAGUUGUCUUCUCUGCAUUAGCCGUUCCCAAUCUCCAAGGCACCCGCCAGCAGCAUGACAUACUUUGACACAAAGGACAAAAUCCUCAGCAGCACGUUAUCUGCCCGGUGCUGAUUGCUUCUUGGUGAUCCACGAGGAAAUUUAUAUUCCUAUAACCCGGAGGGAAAAAUAAAACAAAGUAUUUUUGUGUUUCUUUUCCCACUUCAAAGUAUGUCACUAAUUCUGAGCACUUCUGGAUUUCUGUUUAAGUGAAGCGUAAAAUGUCUGACCCAUUUGGGAAAUCUGAGUCUUAAGAUAUCCUUUAUAUAUAUAUAUAUGUGUUGUUUUGUCUUUUUAGAGUGGGUUUGUGGGGAAGCUUGUUUUUUGGUCAUGUAAUGUGCCAAAAGCUUUGUUCUUUAUGUAUUCUUUGGCAUGUACUCUGUUUAUUUCUUGCAUGGGUGGGAAUCGUGCAAGUAACCUGUUAGUACAAGUUUUGUAAAGUUGUGUCCCAACCAUCCAUUUAACUGGUACUCUGUCGCAGCCAACAGUUUGACAUCUUUUUGGUUUACUUUGCGAUUGUGUUAUUGACCGAUAAUUAGGCAGUUGAGAGGAGCCAACCUUGCUGUUCAGACUGAUAUAAUCAAUACUGAUAUAAUCAAUAUUGCAUUGCUCGGUAAAAGUUCUCCUCAAAGUGGAGACCCUUAAGGGCCUGUCCCACUUACGCGAUUUUUUUCGGCGACUUGCCGGCACCCGUCAACAGUCGCAGCAGGUUGCCGAGCAGGUUACUCACCACCAAACAGGCGUCACGUGUCAACAUGUCACGGGGUGACGCCUGUUUGGUGGUGAGUAGUCGCCCAAAGAGUCGUACCUUUUUCUGGUCGCCGCUGGAUUUUCAACAUGUGGAACAUUUUCGGCAACCUGCUGCGACUAUGACAAGUCGCCGAAAAAAUCGUGAAAGUGGGACAGGUCCUUUACAAUAUGAAGUUCCCGUUGGAUGAAAUUGCAUCUUGUUUUUUUCAGAGCAUCUGCUACUAAAGUGCAGCUCAGGCAUUAGGAGAGAUUACCCCUUGGAAUCCAAGUGAAUAGAAAGCAGGCAAUUCAGUCUGUCCUACCAUAGACAGACACAAAAUGCUGGAGUAACUCAGCGGGACAGGCAGCAUCUCUGGAGAGAAGGAAUGGGUGAUGUUUCGGGUCGAGACCCUUCCUCAGACUGAUGUCAGUGGAGUGGGCAGUACAUAGAUAAGGAAGUGUAAGGUGUGAAAACAGGACAAAGGGAAUAGUGAUCAAGGAAAAUGUAGAAUAGAUCAUUGUUAUUUGGGAGAUGGUAACAGCAAAGCAAACAGAGAUAAAAUGUAGUUGGAGACAGUAAGACUGGUGGGAGAACUGGCAAUGGGGAGAGGAUGGAGAGAGAGGGAAAUCAAGGGCUACUUGAAGUUAGAGAAGUCAAUGUUCACACCGCUGGGGUGUAAGGUGCCCAAGCAAAAUGAGGUGGUGUUCCUCCAAUUUGCGCUGGGCUUCACUCUGACACUGGAGAAGGCCCAGGACAGAAAAGUCAGAUUGGGAAUGCGAGGGGGAGUUGAAGUGUUUCCUCCUGCUGUCCUACCAUAGAAGCGGGUGUGUGUCAUAGCGUCUUUGCACAGCGGGCAACAGGCUUACAAAACCUUGCCACCUUUGCCAACCUCCGAAAGCUGCCUCCUACUUCAAUCUCAUUUUCCAUCCUUGCUUUCCACUGAUGUCUUUCACACCCUCCAGUCAAAUGUAAAAUGGGAUUGAAGCAGCAUACUACAGGAAACUGGAGGCCUGGCAGCACGACAGUGCAUGUUAAAAAGGCAGAACCAGGUCUGUGACGAGUGAAACAGUGUUAUUUUUCUUUAUAGCAGCGUAUUCUCCCAGCGCCCCAAUUUCUAGCAUUUGCUGUUUUGAUUAAUGAAUCUAAAAAAAGUAUUCUUUAUCAUCAGUCAUAGUGGCUCAUAGGAACGCAUGACAUUCAGUGUAUGUGAAUUUUAAUACAACGGUGGCCAGUCUAGGAAGGAGUGAGUAGGUGACGUUU
This is a messenger RNA of Leucoraja erinaceus (little skate), 5681 nucleotides long. RefSeq names its product ribosomal protein S6 kinase, polypeptide 5 (gene rps6ka5). The coding region runs from base 192 to 2543 and encodes 783 amino acids. NCBI's taxonomy places the organism in Eukaryota, Metazoa, Chordata, Chondrichthyes, Rajiformes, Rajidae. The transcript has 17 exons. Gene Ontology annotation, molecular function: ATP binding; magnesium ion binding; protein serine/threonine kinase activity. Gene Ontology annotation, biological process: protein phosphorylation; regulation of DNA-templated transcription; intracellular signal transduction. The record is from RefSeq and is a predicted model, not a curated record.